This is a messenger RNA of Mucor velutinosus, 1626 nucleotides long. RefSeq lists its product as uncharacterized. The record is from RefSeq and is a predicted model, not a curated record. The transcript has 9 exons. Bases 1 to 1626 code for a protein of 541 amino acids. Gene Ontology annotation, molecular function: protein binding. NCBI's taxonomy places the organism in Eukaryota, Fungi, Mucoromycota, Mucoromycetes, Mucorales, Mucoraceae.
AUGAUGCUCAAGCAUUUAUCGCUUGCAUUGCUGCUUACUAUGAACACAGUGUAUGCUGGUCAAAUUGUGCGACGAAAUGCUGCAUAUUGCGCUUAUCUAUCUAAACGGAUUAUGUGCUUUGGAGGGAGCCCUAACAAUAAAGGCUACGACACUUCGGUCAACUAUUUGGAUAUCAGUCAAACUGAUAGCACAAAUGUUACUAAUCUAGAAAAUAAGUGGGAUAUCCAAGUCUUGCCAAUUGGAGAGACUAGCAUCAUAAGAGAAGCACGCUACGACAGUCAAUAUACGGCAUUGGCAGAUGGUUUUAAGAUGCUAAUUCAAGGCGGUUCCAAUGAGCUACCUAAUAAACUUCAAAGGCAAACGGUACUCUAUGAUACAGUUAAUAAUGAAUGGUCUUCGCUCGAAGAUUAUACUGAACCUAGAAAUGGAGGUGUUAGACAAAUUUUUUCUGGUACAGCGGCGUACAUCUCCUUGACCAGCGAGAUUGCAUUUUAUGGAGGAAGAGAAACACGGGUACCAGCAAACUACACCUAUGUCAAGCUCGACAAUACUACUUUUCCAAAGGGCUACACAUACGAUGCUACAUUGCCCUACAAAAACACAUCUUAUGAGAGUUACGUAGGGUUCUACUAUUUAACAAUCUACAGUGUCAACUCUAAUGCUUGGAGAGUGCCUCCAGUGCAGCCGUACAAUAUUUUGCCAAUGCAAAUGACAGCUACUUAUCACGAACCAACCCAAACUAUCUACUAUUUGGGAGGCAAAAGAUACGAUCCUGUGGUGCGCACUGAUGUGGCCAUACCGUUGACAUGGAGUCUUACAUUUCAAAUGAAAACUCUAACUUGGGAUAACAUAACUUUAACGGGUGUGCAAAUACCUACACCCAGAGUCUUACAUUCAGCUACUUUAUUAACUGGCACAGCUAAUACUAUCUUGAUGUACGGAGGAUCACCGCUCAGCGAAGAUGACGAUCCUGUUCAAGAUUAUUGCUAUACGCUUGACAUUGGCGAUUGCGUAUGGACAGCGCAUUCACUCAAUGCAAUCAGCCCAAACAUCGGACCCAGGUAUUAUCAUAAUGCUGUGCUUGUCAAUGAUACAGCCUUGUUUAUCUUGCUUGGUAAAACAGCAGCCAACGAUACAACAAAUAACGUAUCUGUUCUGGAUGUUCGCAAUGUAUCAGCUAUACAGUUUUCAGAUCAGUUUCCGCUGGAAGAAGGAUCUUCCGCAAUGGCAACAAAAAAUGAUGUUAAACAAGGCGAUUCAGCACGGUUAUCUUCAGGAGCAAUAGCAGGCAUUACUGUUGGCGCAAUAGCUGUGGUUAUUGCUUUAAUUAUCGCCAUUCUGCUUUACAAAAGAAAGAAGCAGGCAGCAAAAGACCAGCAUGAAACGCUUGAUGUUGACUGGGAUCAGAUCGAGCAUCAGUUUCAUGAAAUGCCUCCCACGAAAAGAGAGUUCAUGACAAGCCCUACAUCUACAUUGGUAGCCACUAUUACCCAAGUGCCACAUGCUGUUCAAUCUCAAGAGACCAGCAACAAUAACAUACUAUCAAUCUUUCAUGAGAGGCCCAUAUCGCAAACAGGCGCAGUGAAACCAGAUGGAGGAAGAGAAGAUAAGAGUCAGUUACCUUGA